Molecule: messenger RNA, 1101 nt
Organism: Fusarium vanettenii 77-13-4
Lineage: Eukaryota; Fungi; Ascomycota; Sordariomycetes; Hypocreales; Nectriaceae
Exons: 2
Coding region: 1-1101 (366 amino acids)
Biological process (GO): aspartate family amino acid biosynthetic process; L-homoserine biosynthetic process
Molecular function (GO): aspartate kinase activity; homoserine dehydrogenase activity; NADP binding
Source: RefSeq, a predicted model, not a curated record
AUGACGCGCUCUAUCCCGGAGGUGUCCAUCGCCGUGAUCGGCGCUGGCGGCGUUGGAUCCGUCUUCCUCCAGCAACUCGCUUGGGUAGCCAAGAACAAGACCUCGCACAGUCUGAGACUCGUUUACGUCGCCAUCAUCGACAAGGCUCUCUACCACGCCGAUUAUGCAUCUAUCGAUAUUGUCUCUGCUGUGCCGACGCUCGAAGAAAAGGGCGGACCACUACCUACAAUCUCCCAAACCAUCGAGUAUCUGACAGGUGCACCUGGCAAGGUUAUUGUCGUCGACAACACCAGCAGCCAGGCAGUCGCAGAGGCGUAUCCUUCGUUUCUUUCCAGGGGCUUUUGUGUCGUUACUCCCAACAAGAAGGCCUUCUCUGGAAGCUGGAAGUUGUGGGAAGACAUCUUUGCUGCUGAGGGCACUGCCGGUUCCAUGGUGUACCACGAGUGCUCAGUUGGCGCCGCUUUGCCUAUCAUCUCGACAUUGAAGGAGCUCAUCGCGACCGGCGAUGAGAUCACUCGAAUUGAGGGUGUGUUUAGCGGCACAAUGUCAUAUCUGUUCAACAAUUUUGCCCCUACUCAGGGAACCGGAGGGAAGUGGUCGGACGAAGUCAAGAGAGCGAAGCAAUUGGGAUACACCGAGCCUGAUCCUCGCGAUGAUCUCAAUGGCCUUGACGUAGCCCGCAAGAUCACCAUCCUUGCCCGGUUAGCUGGUCUUCCCAUUGAGUUCGUAACAGCCUUCCCCGUCCAGAGCCUUAUUCCCAAAGAGCUAGAGAGUGUCAAGAGCGGCGACGAAUUCCUUCAAAGACUCCCCGAGUUUGACACACAUAUGAACGAGCACAAGGAAGCUGCCAAAAAGGCCGACAAGGUGGUGCGGUUUAUCGGUUCUGUGGACGUUGUGACAAAGCAGCUAAAGGUUGGCCUGGAGGCCUUUGACAAGUCGCAUCCCAUUGCUUCACUCAAGGGGAGUGACAACAUCAUCAGCUUCUAUACUAGGCGAUAUGGUGAUUUGCCCUUAAUCGUUCAGGGUGCUGGUGCGGGUGGUCCUGUUACGGCUAUGGGUGUUUUGGGCGAUCUCCUGAAGGUACUCACAAGGAUAGCGUAG